AUGGGCCGACCUCGGAAAUCAGGAACAGCAAGGAAGGCAAGGGUAGAGCAAAGAGAAGCCUCUAUUGGGGAUGAUGACAGGCCACAAACAGAGAAUCAAAAUGCUCCGACACAGCCGGCCGAUCAAGAUAAUGCACAUUCAGCAGAUGAUGUGCAGCAGAUAUCAAGCUCCAAAGGACGGAACGGAUCAACAUCUACGACUCCAUCUCCAACGGCCUACUCAUCUGAAACCACAAUACCCACAGUGGAUAGCGACCCGGUCUCAACAUCUGAGUAUUCAUUCAACAUAUCGACUACUGCUAUGUACGACAGCAUGUUUGCCAUGGAUCAAUUAUCAAAUGUUGGGUUAUCGAGCUCAUACGGGACACUCGACAGCUUGGAUAGCCCGCUCAACGACAUAUAUGGUAGUGGGCUUGCAGCACAAGAAAUCGAUCUACACGACCUACAAGAUCAACAGCCUUUAGCCGAAGCUUGCAGUGAUCUUGGCGAUCGAUCAUCCAUGUGGACGAACAACAAACCGCAGGAUGCUUUCAGCAUCUUGAAUGAUUCACCGGAUCUUAAUCAUCCCUCGAAUACAGAAGCAUUUUCUGUUCGCCCAACAACAGAUAUAACGCUCUUCAGAGACCAUCGAGCUCCUAUCCUAGACCCCGCGACUCCAGAGUUAUUCCGCCAACUCCCGCUAUCACCAGUAAACCAAAUAGGCUUUCAAGCUCUUGAGCCGAUCAGACCAGAUUUUUCAGGCUGUGAAUGUUACAAACUGAUACUACGUUUGCUCCUCCAACUAGAUGAUGCUAUUCAUCACACGAACGCAAUGAAACUUGACACAGCCCUCCAAAUGAACAAGGACAUUUUUGCCCAUAGUAAGAAGAUGUUGGAUUGCUCUUCUUGUACCGGAACACAGCCAAGUCAACAUCUUCUUCAAGUGUUGCUUGUCGACCGCGGCAUCGGGGUACUGGAAUCAAAACUUAAGAAUAAAUCACCUAGUAUUCCCGCACGGCGGCUCUCUCCGCUGCAUCAAUUGACAAACAAGUUCUCUGAUAAGAGAGCUUCUAUACUAUUCCCAUUUGAUGAACUUUCCAAUGUCGGGAAAAAAGAUAUCCUAGAGUCGGCGGAAGACUGUUCUUUGCUCGUUGGUGGUUAUGAAAUUUCACUGGAGAAAAACAUUUUCAUCAAAAAGCUGCUUCAGAAGCGACUGGAAAAUUGGGCAAGUGUACUGGAGGAUCUGCAAAAGAUGACGCUCGGAACGAUUGUGAACUCUAGAUCUCAGGUAGUUCGAGUGAUGUUAGCUGAGACCAGUCUAAAGUUGAGAAGGUUGGUUGGAAGAGUGGAAUUAUGGAACGUAUAG
Bipolaris victoriae FI3 is the source of this 1344-nucleotide messenger RNA. RefSeq lists its product as hypothetical. The record is from RefSeq and is a predicted model, not a curated record. The coding region runs from base 1 to 1344 and encodes 447 amino acids. Lineage: Eukaryota; Fungi; Ascomycota; Dothideomycetes; Pleosporales; Pleosporaceae. The transcript has a single exon.